Messenger RNA from Olea europaea var. sylvestris, 750 nucleotides. RefSeq names its product zinc finger SWIM domain-containing protein 7-like. The record is from RefSeq and is a predicted model, not a curated record. NCBI's taxonomy places the organism in Eukaryota, Viridiplantae, Streptophyta, Magnoliopsida, Lamiales, Oleaceae. Gene Ontology annotation, biological process: double-strand break repair via homologous recombination. The transcript is spliced from 6 exons. Gene Ontology annotation, molecular function: zinc ion binding. Gene Ontology annotation, cellular component: Shu complex. Bases 99 to 497 code for a protein of 132 amino acids.
UUUACUUACUCGAAAGAGCCCUCACCGUUUAGUUUUUCAUCAUUUUUUCCGCGAUAAAAUUCUAGCAAACUCGCCGGUGAUUUGUUUUGGUUUUUAGUAUGAGCAAAUGCAGUUCGGUAGCGGAAUCAGUAUGGAAGGAUAUCGAGUCUACUAAUUCAGUGACCGAUGAUCAGCUUUCAGUAUUGCAUUUUCUUUUUGGGAAGAAUCUGGAGAGAGCAACGCGGAUAAUUGAUCAAAGGGGUGUCAAGAGGAUUUCCGGCGAGCCCUGUGGCCGUUCUAUUUUCCAGGUUGUGGGAGAAUCCCGGAGGAAGGAGGAAUAUUUAUGCUUCCCUGAACACUAUUGUUCAUGUUAUUCAUUCUUCUAUGACAUUGUGAACAGAGGGGAACAACUUUGUUGUAAGCAUCAACUAGCUGCAAGACUGUCGGCCUCAACUGGAGUAUGCAUUGAUGUGAAGGUUUCUGAUGAGGAACUUGCAUUCUUACUUUCCAAGCUUUGACAACUUUGAAGGACAAGAGAUUUUGCCUGUAGCAAUUGAGGAUUGUAUUGGAGCAAUUGAUGGAACGCAUAUUCACGCAUCACUUCCAACGAAUGAGCAAAUCCCCUACAUUGGUAGAAAGGGAUAUCCUACCCAAAACAUUAUGGCCGUGUGUAGUUUUGACAUGCUAUUCACCUUUGUGUGGCCAAGGUGGGAAGGAACAACACAUGAUACACAUAUAUUUUGGGAAGCUCUAUGAAGCAUUGAUCUAAAA